Messenger RNA from Ascoidea rubescens DSM 1968, 1116 nucleotides. Its product is annotated as ribonuclease H family protein. The record is from RefSeq and is a predicted model, not a curated record. The annotation marks the transcript as partial. Lineage: Eukaryota; Fungi; Ascomycota; Saccharomycetes; Ascoideales; Ascoideaceae. Gene Ontology annotation, biological process: DNA replication, removal of RNA primer. The transcript has 2 exons. Gene Ontology annotation, molecular function: magnesium ion binding; nucleic acid binding; RNA-DNA hybrid ribonuclease activity.
UACUAACAUUUUUGUUUUCAUUUUUCGGGAAUACGAAACUUAAAGCACAUAGUUUCGAUCUAUCAGUUUUUGGCUCUUAAAUACUUUUUCACGACUUCCGGCGAAGUUAUGAUUUGAAGAUUUUUGUAUCGAUCUAAUCACAACUAAAUUUUUGGAAACACAGUCUGUGAAAUGGCUAAAAAAGGAUUCUAUGCCGUCAGAAGAGGAUACAAAACAGGAAUCUUUAAAACCUGGGAAGAAUGUCAAGCUCAAAUCAAUGGGUAUUCAUGCUCUGAGUUUAAAAAGUUUUCAACCCAAGCUGAAGCGCUGGGAUAUCUAAAAACCAGUUCUAGAGAAAAAUCUUUUACUACCCACCCUAUUUCAAAACCUGUUUCUAAAGUUCGAUACAAUUAUGGGAAAACAAUUGACAAUGAUGUCAAAAAUAAUGAAAAAAUUUUGAGGUAUCAGAAUAUCGUACCAAAAGUUAUCUCGUUUGAGAGUUCCACUAGCUUGUAUAAGAGUCCUGUUAAUUCGUAUGAUGAUUCCGUUAGCUCGUAUGAGAAUGAACAUAUUUACACUGAUGGAGCAUCUAAAGGAAAUGGUAAGGAGGGUGCUAAAGCAGGGUUUGGAUGUUUUUUUGGUAUGGGAGAUCCUAGAAAUCAUUAUGGGAAAGUCGUUGGCCAGCAAACCAAUCAAAGAGCUGAGCUAAGUGCGAUUUUACAUGCUCUAAAAGUGGUCGAUCAGGAAUUAAGUGAUGGCGCAAAAAAGUGUUACACCAUAUUUUCUGAUAGUAAAUACUCGAUAUCAUGUAUUGAUAGCUGGAGUUUGAGCUGGGAAAAAAAUGGAUGGAAAAAAGCCACUGGACAAAAAAUAAUCAAUCUCGAUAUAAUCAAAUCAGCAGUAGCCUUGAAGAAAUCCAUCAACGAAAAAUGCAAACAGGCUGGAAAGCCCAGUUUAGCCUUUUGCCAUGUUCGAGGCCACAUAGGAGUCUUUGGAAACGAACAGGCUGAUUUGUUGGCCAACAAAGGCUGUAUGUGAGAGCUGCUACGGCAAAUAUCAAAAGCACUUGAGCAUUAAAGACAAGCACCAGAAAAAAAAGCCAGAAAAAAAAGCCAGAAAAAAACACCAGAAAAAAAC